This is a messenger RNA of Metarhizium brunneum ARSEF 3297, 1098 nucleotides long. RefSeq lists its product as uncharacterized. The record is from RefSeq and is a predicted model, not a curated record. NCBI's taxonomy places the organism in Eukaryota, Fungi, Ascomycota, Sordariomycetes, Hypocreales, Clavicipitaceae.
AUGAGCUCUCGAGACUCGAGUCUUGGCCGCCGAAAACGAGGCUCCCAGUCUCCUGCUAAAAGAAGUGAUACUCCGAACACGGCCACAACAAAGAGCACAGGUCCAUACGAUACUAAUUUCCAGCAACAUUUGAUCAACCAUGAGAUCUACCCCCCUCGAUAUACCUAUCCAAAUGGUAGUGGCCCGCGACAACCAGACAACAUGGACGAAAUCAAACGAACGCUCGGGCAACCCCGGCCCUCGCUUUCGCCCUCGCAGUUUUCUGACGGCGCGUUCGAUUCGUUUCAAGACGCAGAUACACACGCUGCCAAGGAGGCACAGGUUAUGGCAAGAGUGAUUCCAAUCAUUGAAGGAAAGUUGGAAGAUCCGAAGUGUACCGCAGGGCAGAUUCCAUUUAAUAACCUCGAUUACUUGACUGAUGGCUCGCUCGUGGCCGGGAACCCGGACGUAUACUACGGAGCACGUCCCGAACAGCUUCAACAAAAAGUACGGAAGCAGCUGAGCGGCAAGAUUGAACCUUCGACCCAGGACCAUCUGCCUGUGGCACCAAACUUCUUUCUCCAGGAGCGAGCACUAGGAGCGAGAGGGGUCCACUGUUUGCAGUCAUAUGGCCAGGCGGAGUCGCAAUAUGAUAACAAUGCUUACACCCUCACAUCCAUAUACCAUGGUGGUCAACUUAAGAUGUAUACCACUCAUCCAAUACCCCCGUCGGCUCCCGGAAACAAAAAUGGCUUUGCCAUGACACAAAUCAAAACUUGGGCCUUGACUGGCGAUGCCGAUACCUUUCGACAAGGAGUUGCUGCGUAUCGGAAUGGCAGAGACUGGGCAAAGCGACAGAGGGAUGAUGCGAUCAGUCAGGCAAACGAGAGACAAGCUAUCGUCGAAGCCGGUGCCUCGCUGGUCGACGAUAGCUUAGGGCUGAGCUUCACAAGCGGGACAUCUGCUGCUGAAACCAUAGUUACUAGCCAACAAACCACCAAGUAUCCCGGUUCACCUUUGCCACUAUCAUAUGAGUCUGAGACAUCGGCAGACGAACUGUCGCUUGAUAUCAGACCGCCUGUUAAGCGUACGAAGUCACGUUCCCCGCGGAAGAGGUAG